UGUUCCUGCCCACCGUCCCGCGUGGCCAGGACUUGAAAGAGAAGUAGAGGUGGGAGGGAGUAAUGAUGCAAAAGUCACCUAAAGUUUGGGUCGGUCAUAGGCGUUUACAGCUAAGGCAAACAAACUGCAAAAGUUGCAACUAAGAGGUCCGGUAUUUGCUCCCAAUCCCAAGGGAAGAAGUGCCACAGCGACAGAACUUUUCGCUGACUUCGGAAAGAGCUAAAGGAAAACAUGGAACUCAUUUCUCCAACAGUAAUUCUAGCCCUAGGUUGUAUUGCUCUUUUGUUAUUCCUUCAGUGGAAGAACUUGCGUGGACCCCCGUGCAUAGGAGGCUGGAUUCCUUGGAUUGGAGCUGGAUUUGAGUUCGGGAAAGCCCCUCUAGAAUUUAUAGAGAAAGCAAGAGUAAAGUAUGGACCAAUAUUUACAGUCUUUGCACUGGGCACUCGAAUGACCUUUAUUACUGAAGAAGAGGGAAUGAAUGUGUUUUUAAAAUCCAAAGAAGUAAAUUUUGAACUAGCAGUACAAAAUCCCGUCUAUCGUACAGCAUCAAUUCCAAAGAACAUCUUUUUCACACUACAUGAAAAACUUUAUAUCAUGAUGAAAGGGAAAAUGGGCACUUUCAACCUAGAGCAAAUCUCUGGAAAGUUGACAGAAGAAUUACAUGGACAGUUGGAGAAUCUGGGUACUCAUGGGACAAUGGAGUUGAACCACUUAGUAAGGCAUCUACUUUAUCCAGUCACAGUGAAUACACUCUUUAAAAAAGGUUUGUUUCCCACAAAUGAAAGGAAAAUCAAGGAGUUCCAUAGGCAUUUUCAAACUUAUGAUGAAGGUUUUGAGUAUGGAUCCCAGGUUCCAGAAUAUCUACUAAGAAACUGGUCAGAGUCCAAAAAGUGGUUUCUAACAUUUCUUAAGAAAAACAUUCCAGAUGUUAAAGUUUCGAAAUCAACAAAAGAUAAUUCCAUGACAUUAUUUCAGGCUGUGCUGGAUAUGGUGGAGAUGGAAACAGAUGAACAAAACUGUCCCAAUUAUGGGCUCUUACUACUUUGGGCUUCUCUGUCCAAUGCUGUCCCUGUUGCAUUUUGGACACUUGCAUUUGUUCUCUCUCAUCCCACUAUCUACAAGACCAUUAUGGAAGGCUUAUCUUCUGUGUUUGGCAAAGCAGGUAAAGAGAAGAUUGAAGUAUCUGAAGAUGAUUUGAAGAAACUCCUUCUGAUUAAAUGGUGUAUUUUGGAAACCAUUCGUUUAAGAGCCCCUGGUGUCAUUACUAGAAAAGUGUUAACACCGGUUAAAAUUUUGGAUUAUACUGUACCUUCUGGUGAUUUGCUGAUGUUGUCUCCAUUUUGGCUACAUAGAAAUCCAAAGUAUUUUCCUGAACCAGAAACAUUCAAACCUGAACGUUGGAAAAAGGCAAAUUUAGAGAAGCAUGCUUUCUUGGACUGCUUCAUGGCAUUUGGAAGUGGGAAGUACCAGUGUCCUGGAAGGUGGUUUGCUCUGUUAGAGAUUCAAAUAUUUGUUAUUUUAAUAUUUUAUAAAUAUGAUUGUAGACUUCUAGACCCAUUGCCAAAACAGAGUUCUCUCCACUUGGUGGGAGUACAGCAGCCAGAAGGAACAUGCCGGAUUGAAUUUAAAAAGAGAAAAUGAUGUCUACAGGGCCUAUGAGGGCCAUGGCUUCUGGAGAACCAAGUGCUCUCCAUCUGCUAGUUGGGCACCCACCACUCAACACCUCAACCAGAGUGAGCUCCCCUGAAUAUGUUGCUUAACUUUGUUUUAAGAUUUAGUUCAAGAAAAUGUCCAGAUGGUACAUAUGUAUUUGGUAUCUCAAGAGUAGAACAACAAUCCAACAUCACUUUCAGUGACAUAAAGACCCAAAGAUGGUCUCUGCCUGGUGGUGCAGUGGGUUAAAGCACCGCAUUAUGAAGCUCUCCAAAGCCCCUGUAGCACGAAUUCGAUCA
Messenger RNA from Condylura cristata (star-nosed mole), 1952 nucleotides. Its product is annotated as 24-hydroxycholesterol 7-alpha-hydroxylase. The transcript has 12 exons. Gene Ontology annotation, biological process: bile acid biosynthetic process; cholesterol homeostasis. The record is from RefSeq and is a predicted model, not a curated record. Gene Ontology annotation, molecular function: oxidoreductase activity, acting on paired donors, with incorporation or reduction of molecular oxygen; iron ion binding; steroid hydroxylase activity. The coding region runs from base 232 to 1641 and encodes 469 amino acids. NCBI's taxonomy places the organism in Eukaryota, Metazoa, Chordata, Mammalia, Eulipotyphla, Talpidae.